GUUGGCAUCAUCUGGUUGACUCAUAAUGAGAACAUUCUGGCUGCGUGAUAAAGACUUAAAACUUCAGAGCUGCAUGAGAGUCUGAUGACAAAUGAUGCUUGUCUUGCCUGUCUGAUUCUUCAGCUUGACUCUGGCAGAGGACGCACUGAUUAGGAGCCACUCAAUCAGAAAAUUAAAAGAAAGAAGCCAGAACAUACUAUCAGUCCUUUGAGAACACAACAAAUAUCACUACUUCACAACUUCCUUGAAGAGGAGACAGUACAAAGCUCUGAAGGAUGGCUGAUGAGCGGAAAGACGAUGGAAAGGCACCACACUGGACGUCAGCCUCACUGACCGAGGCAGCUGCACACCCUCACCCUCCAGAGAUGAAGGACCAAGGCGGGGCAGGGGAAGGGCUGAGCCGCAGCGCCAAUGGAUUUCCAUACAGAGAGGAGGAGGAGGGCGCCUUUGGGGAGCACGGGUCACAGGGCACCUAUUCAGAUACCAAAGAGAACGGCAUCAACGGAGAGCUGACCUCGGCUGACAGAGAAACAGCAGAGGAGGUGUCUGCAAGGAUAGUUCAAGUAGUCACGGCUGAAGCUGUAGCAGUCCUGAAAGGUGAACAAGAGAAGGAAACCCAACACAAAGACCAGCCUGCAGCUCUGCCUUUAGCCGCUGAAGAAACAGCUCAUCUGCCACCUUCUCCACCACCAUCGCCAGCCUCAGAACAAACAGUUGCUGUGGAGGAAGAUUUACUUACAGCCUCGAAGAUGGAAUUCCCAGAGCAGCAGAAAUUGACUUCCCCUUUCGCUGAGCCUUUAGACAAGGGAGAAAAGGAGUUGGAGAUGCAAAGUAAGCCUGGUGAAGACUUUGAACAUGCUGCCUUAGUUCCUCAGCCAGAGACAACUGUAACUCCCCAAGAUAAAAAGGAUCUCCAAGGCACGGAAGGAGAAAAGUUGCCUUUUGCACACACUUUUGGUACCAACCUGGAAGACAUAAAACAGAACACAGAACCAAGCAUAGCAGUGCCUAGCAUUGGCCUCUCUGCAGAGCCUCUGACUCCAAAAGAGCAGAAAGACUGGUUCAUUGAAAUGCCAAUGGAAUCAAAGAAGGAUGAAUGGGGUUUAGCUGCCCCAAUAUCUCCUGGUCCCUUGACACCCAUGAGGGAAAAAGAUGUGCUGGAGGAUAUCCCGAGAUGGGAAGGGAAGCAGUUUGAUUCUCCCAUGCCAAGUCCCUUUCAUGGUGGAAGCUUCACUCUUCCUUUAGAUACUAUAAAGAAUGAAAGAGUCACAGAAGAACCACAACCCUUGGCUCCUUUUUUCUUCCAAGCAGCUGACAAAACAUCUCUGCAGGACACCAGUGGCCUAGCUACUGCCAAAGAUAGUUCUGGAGAUGAGAAGCCACAGAAAGAUAAAGCAGACAACGUGGUAGACGCCCCAGUCUCAGAAGCUGCCACCAUACCCAAAGAUGCUCAUGGUCCAGUUGUGGAAGGCUAUGUCACAGAAAGUGUUUCAGGGGAAGAAAAGGGUGCCACAAAUCAAGAGAAAAAAGAAACUUGGACAUCCAGCAGACUAGAACCUACAAUCACUGAAAAUGAACCGCAGACAAAGCUUGAGGAGAAAUUAUUGGUCUCUAUCGAAGAAGCUGUGGCAAAAGAUCACGGACCCUCCAAACUGAGAGAUGAUGAAACAGCUGUCAUUCAGCCCUCCACCGAGCAUUCUUUCUCCAAAGAAGAACAGAAAGGCCAAGAGCACGUGACUGAUGAGUUAAAACAGGGCUCCUUCCCUAUAAGUCUCGAACAAGCAUUUUUAGAUCCAGCCAUGACCUCUGAGACCUUGGGAAAAAUUACAUCUGAGCCAGAGGCAGUAAGUGAAAUGAGAGAAAGCCGGGGGCUUUUUGAGGAGACUGUAGCUGGCAAAGAUAAGUUUGAAGGAGUUGGGGCCGCAACAGUAGCUGAGGUUGGCAUGCCAUUUUAUGAAGAUAAAUCAGGAAUGUCCAAGUACUUUGAAACAUCUGCAUUGAAAGAAGAUGUGACAAAAAGCCAACAAUUGGGCAGUGAUUACUAUGAACUGAGUGAUUCAAGAGGCAGUGCCCAGGAGUCCCUUGAUACUGUAUCUCCCAAGCAUGGUGAAAAGGAAAAAGAAUCCCAGCCCAGUGCUCCAGCACAAGAAGCAGGGUAUAGCACACUUGCCCAGCGUUAUCCAUCUGAGUUACCUGAAGAACCAAGUUCUCCUCAAGAAAGAAUGUUCACUAUUGACCCAAAAGUUUAUGGGGAGAAAAGGGACCUUCACAGUAAGAAUAAAGAUGAUUUAACACUUAGUCGAAGUUUAGGGCUUGGCGGUAGGUCUGCAAUAGAACAAAGAAGCAUGUCCAUCAACUUGCCUAUGUCUUGCCUCGAUUCCAUUGCCCUUGGGUUUAACUUCGGCCGGGGCCAUGAUCUUUCCCCUCUGGCUUCCGAUAUUCUAACUAACACUAGUGGAAGCAUGGAUGAAGGAGAUGAUUAUCUUCCCCCCACCACACCUGCCGUGGAGAAAGCCCCUUGCUUUCCGAUAGAAAGCAAAGAGGAGGAAGAGAAGGCAGAGGAAGCAAAAGUGACUGGAGAGCAAACUACUCAAAUUGAGACAUCCUCUGAGACACCCUUCCCAGCCAAAGAGUAUUACAAAAAUGGUACCGUCAUGGCCCCUGACCUGCCCGAGAUGCUUGAUCUGGCAGGAACCAGGUCCAGAUUAGCUUCUGUGAGUGCAGAUGCUGAGGUUGCCAGGAGGAAAUCAGUCCCAUCAGAGGCUGUGGUUGCAGAGAGUAGUACCGGUUUGCCACCUGUCACUGAUGAAAACCAAGUCACUGCAAAACCAGACAGUCAACUGGAAGACAUGGGGUACUGUGUGUUCAAUAAAUACACAGUCCCUCUCCCAUCUCCAGUUCAAGACAGUGAGAAUUUGUCGGGAGAGAGUGGUUCGUUUUACGAAGGAACCGAUGACAAAGUCCGCAGAGAUUUGGCCACAGACCUUUCACUGAUUGAAGUAAAACUUGCAGCCGCUGGAAGAGUCAAAGAUGAGUUCACUGCUGAGAAAGAGGCAUCUCCACCCACUUCUGCUGACAAAUCAGGACUGAGUAGGGAGCUUGACCUUGACAGGAAAGCUAAUGACAAACUGGAUACUGUCCUAGAAAAGAGUGAAGAGCAUGUUGAAUCAAAAGAACAUGCCAAGGAGAUGGAAGAGGCUGGUGAGAAAGUGGAGCUCUUUGGAUUAGGUGUAACCUAUGAGCCAGUCUCCACCAAAGAACUGACAACAGCUGAAGAUACAUCACCUGAGAAAGCAGCAAAAGGUCUCAGUUCAGUGCCCGAGGUAGCUGAGGUAGAACCAACCGCAAAGGCCGAUCAAGGGCUAGAUUUUGCUGUGAAGAAAGCUGAGCCGGGUCAGCUAGAAAUCAAAGUCAGUGACUUUGGACAGAUGGCUUCAGGGAUGAAUGUAGACGCUGGGAACGCCACAGAGCUCGAGUUUGAGGUGUCUCAGGAGCUGACCCUCUCAUCCAAAGGACCUCAAGAAGAGGAUUCCUUCAUGGGUGUUGAGUCUGGCCACAUGAAAGAAGGUGUCAAAGUCAAUGAAAUAGAAGUCAAAGAGAAGGUGGCAAAGCCCGACCUGGUGCAUCAGGAGGCUGUGGACAAAGAAGAGUCCUAUGAGUCUAGCGGUGAGCAUGAGAGCCUCACGAUGGAGUCCCUGAAGCCUGAUGAGGGCAAGAAGGAAACAUCUCCAGAGUCAUCUCUGAUUCAAGAUGAAGUUGCCCUCAAACUGUCUGUGGAAAUCCCUUGCCCACCUCCUGUUUCAGAGGCUGACUUGUCCACUGAUGAGAAAGCUGAGGUCCAAAUGGAAUUUAUUCAGCUGCCCAAGGAAGAAAGCACAGAGACUCCAGAUAUACCCGCCAUACCUUCUGAUGUCACCCAGUCACAGCCUGAGGCAAUUGUGUCUGAACCAGCAGAGGUCCCAAGUGAGGAAGAGAUAGAAGCUGGGGGAGAGUAUGACAAACUGCUCUUCCGCUCAGACACCCUUCAGAUUACUGACCUGGUUGCCCCGGGAAGUAGGGAGGAAUUUGUGGAAACCUGCCCGGGUGAGCACAAAGGUGUAAUUGAGUCUGUGGUGACCAUCGAGGAUGACUUCAUCACUGUAGUGCAAACCACAACCGAUGGAGGGGAGUCGGGAUCCCACAGUGUGCGCUUUGCAGCUCUGGCUCAGCCUGAGGAGGAAAGGAGACCGUGCCCUCACGAGGAAGAGCUUGAAGUAGAGAUGGCAGCAGAAGCCCAGGCAGAACCCAAGGAUGGCUCUCCAGAUGCCCCAGCUACCCCUGAGAGAGAAGAGGUUGCAUUCUCAGAAUAUAAAACAGAAACCUACGACGAUUACAAAGACGAGACCACCAUUGAUGACUCCAUCAUGGAUGCUGACAGCCUGUGGGUGGACACUCAAGAUGAUGAUAGAAGCAUCAUGACAGAACAGUUAGAAACUAUUCCUAAAGAGGAGAAAGCUGAGAAGGAAGCUCGGAGACCAUCUCUCGAGAAACAUAGAAAAGAAAAACCCUUUAAAACCGGGAGAGGCAGAAUUUCCACCCCUGAAAGAAAAGUAGCUAAAAAGGAACCUAGCACGGUCUCCAGGGAUGAAGUGAGAAGGAAAAAAGCAGUUUAUAAGAAGGCUGAACUUGCUAAAAAAACAGAGGUUCAGGCCCACUCUCCUUCCAGGAAAUUCAUUUUAAAACCUGCUAUCAAAUGCACUAGACCAACUCAUCUCUCCUGUGUUAAGCGGAAAACCACAGCAGCAAGUGGUGAAUCAGCUCAGGCUCCCAGUGCUUUUAAGCAGGCGAAGGACAAAGCCACUGAUGGAGUCACCAAGAGUCCAGAAAAGCGUUCUUCCCUCCCUAGACCUUCCUCCAUCCUGCCUCCUCGCCGAGGUGUAUCGGGAGACAGGGAAGAAAACUCAUUCUCUCUGAAUAGCUCCAUCUCUUCAGCACGACGGACCACCAGGUCAGAACCAAUUCGCAGAGCAGGCAAGAGUGGCACCUCAACUCCUACCACCCCUGGAUCCACCGCAAUCACGCCUGGCACUCCCCCAAGCUACUCUUCACGUACCCCAGGCACUCCUGGAACCCCCAGCUAUCCCAGGACCCCUCAUACACCAGGAACCCCCAAAUCUGCCAUCUUGGUGCCCAGUGAGAAGAAAGUCGCCAUCAUCCGCACUCCUCCAAAGUCCCCAGCUACUCCCAAGCAGCUACGGCUUAUUAACCAACCACUGCCAGACCUGAAGAAUGUCAAAUCCAAAAUCGGAUCAACGGACAACAUCAAAUACCAGCCUAAAGGGGGUCAGGUUAGGAUUUUAAACAAGAAGAUCGAUUUUAGCAAAGUUCAGUCAAGAUGUGGUUCCAAGGAUAACAUCAAACAUUCUGCUGGGGGCGGAAAUGUACAAAUCGUUACUAAGAAGAUAGACUUAAGCCAUGUGACAUCCAAAUGCGGCUCUCUGAAGAACAUCCGUCACAGGCCAGGUGGUGGACGUGUGAAAAUUGAGAGUGUAAAACUGGAUUUCAAGGAAAAGGCCCAAGCUAAAGUCGGUUCCCUUGACAAUGCUCACCACGUCCCUGGGGGUGGUAAUGUGAAGAUUGACAGCCAAAAGUUGAACUUCAGAGAGCACGCAAAGGCCCGUGUAGACCAUGGGGCUGAGAUCAUCACACAGUCCCCAAGCAGGUCGAGCGUGGCAUCACCCCGACGACUCAGCAACGUCUCCUCUUCUGGAAGCAUCAACCUGCUCGAGUCCCCUCAGCUUGCCACUUUGGCUGAGGACGUCACUGCCGCGCUUGCUAAGCAGGGCUUGUGAAUACUUCUCCUUUAGCCCUGGAGUAAUAUUUAGGCAUGAGCUCUUGGCAAGAGUGGGCUCUAAGCAGGUGUCAUAUUCAUUCUUUACAAACCAUAGAUAAAUAAUCUCACCCCCAAACUGUAGUAAUUGUUACAAUUUUAUAUAAAAAAAAUGAAUAGUAUAUGCAGAAAAUGACCUGAUUUCCAUCCGCAACAGGAACACAUGGCUUUAUAUGGAUACAAUUGGACAAUUAUUUUCGCUCUGCUGUUUUGCAUGGAGUAUUAUUAUUAUUUUUAAAAUUGCAUUUUUACCUUUCAUGUGCCUGAAGGCUAUCCAACUCAUUCUGAAAGGCCUUGUUAAAAAUCCAAGCUGCUCAUUUCACUAUUCUGUUUAUGGUUGAAAAGAUUAAAAAACCGCCCAUUGUCCCUUAAUACAGGUUGAGUGAAAUCAAGGAGUCUGAAGGCAUCUGAUUGGGGGAAGGAAAGAGCAUGUAAGAAACACAUGUUUUAAAGUGUUAUUUUGUAUAAAUGGGAAGAAAGAUGGAACUAAGUUAUUAACAUUUGGGACCUGGAUGAUGAUAUCAGAGUAUGCCAUUCCAAUAAAUUAUUUAACUAAAAACUAGAUAUAAAGCAUUUGAGCUGUGGUUGAAGAA
Molecule: messenger RNA, 6462 nt
Organism: Peromyscus eremicus (cactus mouse)
Lineage: Eukaryota; Metazoa; Chordata; Mammalia; Rodentia; Cricetidae
Gene: Map2
Product: microtubule associated protein 2
Exons: 16
Coding region: 276-5831 (1851 amino acids)
Biological process (GO): neuron projection development; microtubule cytoskeleton organization
Cellular component (GO): neuron projection
Molecular function (GO): microtubule binding
Source: RefSeq, a predicted model, not a curated record